Cryptococcus amylolentus CBS 6039 is the source of this 1039-nucleotide messenger RNA. RefSeq lists its product as hypothetical. The record is from RefSeq and is a predicted model, not a curated record. NCBI's taxonomy places the organism in Eukaryota, Fungi, Basidiomycota, Tremellomycetes, Tremellales, Cryptococcaceae. Bases 194 to 1039 code for a protein of 281 amino acids. The transcript is spliced from 8 exons.
CCGGUAUGGCCGAGCACGAAGAUGAGGCCGUUGGCGAGCUCGAGUCGCAACUUGGCUGGACUUCAGGCCACUCGGCUGGAGGUGGAUACUUUGUCCAAGGCAACAGACUCUAUAAUAACAGAACUUGGACAUACCGCUUUCCAUCAGAUUCUCAUGAGGUCGUGGUAAGUCUGUGCUCCCGAGGUCCCUCGGCAUGACUGAUAUGGAGCAGAGGAUGGAUAGGCAGCACUUUGUUCUUAUACGGAGCCUUCCAGGAUUGUAUCGAGGUCCAGUGGACGUUGUGCUGAAGAGGCCUGGAAUGCGGAGGCGGAUACUAGAUAUAGGAUGCGGCACUGGUGUAUGGACGUAUGAGAUGGCAGAAGCCUUCCCUCAAGUGGAGUGCGUCGGAAUCGACAUCAUGCCCAUACACCACGAACAUGAUCUUCCCAACCUCACCUUUCUCUGUGCCAACGCUCCAUCAGACCUCCGAACAUUCGCCGACAGUUCUUUUGACGUCGUUCAUCUGCGGCUCAUGUUGACUGCCACAAGCCAGUACGAAGAUAUCGUAAAGGAAGUGCAUCGUAUCCUGAGACCUGGCGGUCUGAUUCUUAUACACGAAGUGCAUGUCACUUUCGUGAGCGCCUGGGAGGGAUUCAGGCCGGAGGAUCUUAUGCCUGCCAUGACUCGGAUGACGGUCCUUAUUCGAGAAGCGUUCCGGUACCGAGGCGUCAGACUGGAUCUCUUUGAAAGCAUGGCCGACGUCCUCUCCUCUGCCGGAUUCAGCCCAGAAGAUACCGACACGUAUUACCACUACCGCCAAGGGUGCAACAACCAACCAGACAGCCAGUUUGGUCAAGAAGAUGCGGAAAACUUUAUCGCAUACGCUUUUGCCUGCCGCCUCGUCCUGCUCGAAUCUGGCGUGAUUGAUGAAGAGGGGUUUGAUCGUCUGUGGAGGCAAAUGUCGCUCGAGGUCAGGGGUCAGUCUUCGGGUGUUGGGGGACCGCUAGGUGGACAGGGGGUGCUCUCGGCUUGGGGAUAUUGGUGGGCUCUCAAGCAUUGA